Messenger RNA from Aplosporella prunicola CBS 121167, 2055 nucleotides. RefSeq lists its product as uncharacterized. The record is from RefSeq and is a predicted model, not a curated record. Gene Ontology annotation, molecular function: homogentisate 1,2-dioxygenase activity. Gene Ontology annotation, cellular component: cytoplasm. The transcript is spliced from 2 exons. NCBI's taxonomy places the organism in Eukaryota, Fungi, Ascomycota, Dothideomycetes, Botryosphaeriales, Aplosporellaceae. Gene Ontology annotation, biological process: L-phenylalanine catabolic process. The coding region runs from base 263 to 1642 and encodes 459 amino acids.
AGCAAACGUAGCAGCAUGCCGUCCAGCUCCUCCAUCCGAGAGCCCGAGGCCGUUUCGGGUGUCGGCCUGUCGCCCGCCAUCUCCUGCUACGAAGAUCCCAAUAAACCCUCGCCCGCCCAGCUGCGCCAGCAACGCUUCUGGUACAAGUUGCUGCGACGCUUUCGUCCCGACAAGGUCGACGACAAGCUGCCUAAGAGCUUUGUGCCUUUGACCGAACGCAACCUGACCGAGUUCUUCAACCCUGACUACAACGACGAGCACGAUGCCUUCCACGAAAUUCGCGGUCCCCGAAAGCUAUCGAUACCAGAAUGGCUUCAACUCCUACCAUGAGACCGAGGCCGUAGAGGGUGCCCUCCCCGUAGGGACCAACUCUCCACAGCAGCCUCCGUAUGGGCUGUACGCCGAGAAGCUGUCCGGCACGGCCUUUACGGCGCCGCGGGCAGAGAACCUGCAGUCGUGGCUGUACCGCAUCCUGCCCGCGUCGGCGCACACCAACUUCGAGCCGCGCGAGCACGCGACCUUCAACACCAACCCGGAGAACAAGCCGCACGAGAAGAUCCACCAGAUCCCGAACCAGCUGCGGUGGGACCCGUUCGACCUGGACGAGAGCGUCGACUGGGUGCACUCGCUGCACCUGCUGGCCGGCGCCGGCAACCCGACGAUGAAGAGCGGCAUCGGUAUCUACAUCUACGCCGCGGGCAAGGACAUGAAUGAGCGCGAGGCCUUCUACUCGGCCGACGGCGACUUCCUCAUCGUGCCGCAGCACGGCGUGCUAGACGUACAGACGGAGCUGGGCAAGCUGCUGGUGCGGCCCAACGAGAUCUGCGUCAUCCCGCGCGGCGUGCGAUACCGGGUGACGCUGCCGCAGGGCCCGGUGCGCGGCUACAUCCUCGAGCUGUACCAAGGGCACUUCCAGCUGCCGGAGCUAGGGCCGAUCGGGAGCAACGGGCUGGCGAACGCGCGCGACUUCCAGGCGCCGGUCGCGCACUUCGACGAGGACACGGCCAGCGAGUGGACGCUGCUCUCCAAGUUUGCGGGCCACCUCUUCGCGGCCAAGCAGACGCACACGCCCUUUGACAUUGUCGCCUGGCACGGCACGUACUACCCGUACAAGUACGACCUGGGGCGCUUCAACACAAUCGGCAGCGUGUCGUUCGACCACCCAGAUCCGUCCAUCUACACGGUGCUGACGGCGCAAUCGGACCACCCGGGCACUGCCGUCGCCGACUUUGUCAUCUUCCCCCCGCGCUGGCUCGUCGCCGAAGACACGUUCCGCCCGCCCUGGUACCAUCGCAACACGAUGAGCGAGUUCAUGGGCCUCGUCACGGGCCAGUACGACGCCAAGAUCGGCGGGGGCUUCCAGCCCGCCGGCGCCAGCCUGCACAACGUCAUGGCGGCGCAUGGGCCGGACGCGGCGACGCACGCGGCCGCCAGCGCCGCGGCUCUCAAGCCCCAGAAGGUGGGCGAGGGCAGCUUGGCCUUUAUGUUUGAGAGCUGCCUCAUGGUCGGCGUUACCGAGUGGGGGCUCAGCAAGUGCAGGAAGGUCCAGGCUGACUAUAAUGCUGAGAGCUGGGAGCCGUUGAAGCCGCGGUUUAAGCGGCCGACGCCCGCGGCCGUGAGGGUGGAUGAGGGAAGUAAGUAAAGUAGGUGUGGUCACAUUAGAUGGAUGGGUGGAAGGAGGAGGGAGGGUUGAGUUCCGUUUUAGUCCGUUUAGUUAUGCUUGGAUCUAGGAUCCAGAUUUUCUUUUGAAGAUGGGAAGUUUUUCUCUCGGUAUGUAGUUGGCUAGUUGGUUAGUACUCCGUAGCGACGACGGACGGAAGAAGGAUCGGGUCGGGACGGGUCGUUCGCUACCUAGCUCUCUACCUAGUCAGUCAUCUAGCUCUAGCUCUAGCUCUCUAGUCAUCUCUUUUGGCUACUAGGUACGUACGUGGGUAGGUAGGUAGGUAAUACGCAUCUGCUGUUAUGUCUGCAUGCACACUGGGAGUGCCUUACCAAGUAAGGUGGUUCUCGACCCUACGCCCAGCUAUAUAGGUAGUAUCCCGUCCGAACCCGAAC